CAAUUGCAGAUAAAUUCUUCAAUCUUUUUAUUGAGAUCGUGCAACCGUCCUAUACUCAACAGAUCAAUAAUGGUCCAACACAGCAUCCUCCAGCUUAGUAGUAGAGAACGGAUGAGAGAGUGAGGGUGAAAGGGGUGGCAGAGAGAAACCCCUCUGGUAAAGCCAAGAGGAAGCCAGUAAAGACACAGUGUUUCACAAGGAAACAGUCAAGGUCCAAUGUCCGUAAAAAGUGUUUCAAUUGCACAGUGCACGUGUGAAAACUAUAAUGCGCGGAUUUUUACGCGGUAUAUUGUAUUGUGCUCUGUGGUAUGGUAGUAUAGUAGCAGGCUUUUUAUUUAUCGCCUGUCCGUCCCUACCGUUGUUCUUGUUCAGCCCGCCGAAAUUCCGAAAAUUGGGAGACCUCUUAUUCUCGUGCUGGGAGCUUUAUCCUGCUGCCCUGUUGAACAUGUUUGGCGUAAAGAUCUACGUGUCCGGUGAUCAUAUAUUCCCUCACGAAUCGGCUGUGCUCGUGAUGAAUCACAGGACGAGGGUGGACUGGAACUUCCUGUGGGCGGCGAUGUACCAAGCGUGCAUGCCGCAUGUAGCCUGUCACAAAUUGAAAUUUGUCCUGAAGGAUCCAAUACGACACAUUCCUGGCGCGGGAUGGGUAAUGCAAAUGAACGGCUUCCUUUACAUAACACGACGCUGGGAAGAGGAUCAAGGCCGGCUGUCGCGUACCCUCGAUUACCUGAUCGCGUUAGACAGUCGCACGCAAUUGCUGAUAUUUCCCGAGGGCACCGAUCUGACGAAGAACAGCAAGGAGAAAUCGGACAAGUACGCGUUGCAGCACGAUUUGCCGCGAUACACGUACACACUGCACCCGAAAACGACGGGGUUCGCCUACCUGGUGCAACACCUUCAGCGAGCGAGCUAUUUGGACGCGGUGUACGACCUGACGAUAGCGUAUCCCGACUUCAUACCGCAGUCCGAAAUUGAUUUGGUCAGGGGCAGGUUGCCGGACGAGGUGCACUUUCAUAUUAAGCGAAUACCCACCGCGGAGAUACCGACGCACGAGUCGACGUUGAGGAAGUGGCUGGAGAACAAAUGGUCCGACAAGGAGGGAAUAUUGAAGCAAUUUUACGAACAGAAGACCUUCUCCUCCGCUGAAAUCUGGCCGAUGGCGAAGAUGCUGCCACUGCGGGCCGCGUUCGGAUUCUGGAGUAUAUUGACAGGAAUGAUGGUACUUUUACUCAUUAUUUCACCGAUCUUCCAACUGUGGGCUCUGAUACAUGCGGCGUUUUUCGUCGGAUUGUCGAUUUUCAAUACGGGCUUUAGUCAGCUUGAGAUGGGAUGGUACUCGCGUUGGAAAAGCUAUCCCUUCCAAGCUAAACGUAGUUAG
Messenger RNA from Dinoponera quadriceps, 1378 nucleotides. RefSeq names its product lysocardiolipin acyltransferase 1-like. The coding region runs from base 266 to 1378 and encodes 370 amino acids. Gene Ontology annotation, cellular component: endomembrane system. The record is from RefSeq and is a predicted model, not a curated record. NCBI's taxonomy places the organism in Eukaryota, Metazoa, Arthropoda, Insecta, Hymenoptera, Formicidae. Gene Ontology annotation, molecular function: acyltransferase activity. The transcript is spliced from 5 exons.